Owenia fusiformis is the source of this 1530-nucleotide messenger RNA. Lineage: Eukaryota; Metazoa; Annelida; Polychaeta; Sabellida; Oweniidae. The record is from the annotation of a GenBank genome assembly.
UAAGAGCCGACAUUGAUAACGUAAAGAAAUAGUCAUACCUACAAGAAAUGGAUGUAACCCAAAUAAACGUUUCAGACGUACGUCGGCAACCGACCGUGACGUUUUUGGAACAAAGGAAAGAAAAUUCAGGUUUUCUCACACAGACUACUGGUGAACAAAAUAGCCUUGUCACUGUUUUGGAUACCAGUCGUUCGAAUUCAGGAAGCCAUCCGACAAUUACGUUGAACAACAGCACGCACAUUGAGAAUACAAAAGCAUCACCUGGUAUUCUUUCGGAAAGAACAUUUGUUGACGAUGGAGUUGUUAUAUCACGGCUGAUUGAACCGAAUGUAACAAAUAUCAAACUUCCUGAACCCAGGAUUAUCAACACUGAUAUCCCCUCAACUAGGAUUUCCAAAUCCCUCGUUUCUACUGGUACCAUAAAAGAUGGAGUCGGUCCCUUUUUCCCACCGAUAAAGUCCACGUUCAAAAAGAAUGAACAGGGCCAGUUAAAAAGUAAUAUAUACCUGAAUAAGGUAAAUAAAUCGUUGAGAAAGGGCAGCAUAAAGAGAUGGUUUCAGGGAGGAGACUUCUGGGUGGAGGAUGAAUUUCCCCAGAUCAUAAAGGGAAGGAGCCGGAUUGCCCAAGCGUCAAUCGGAGUAAAUACCUCAGACACAUUACACAGAAAUUCCACAAACUCAAAACAAGUAACGUUUAGGCAAGACGGCGGGCAGAUGAUACAUCAGAAAUCGAGAAAAAUGCAAGAGAGGCAGUAUAAUGGAGGACAUCUCUUUGUGAAUGGGUAUUCCAACAGAAAGGGAGGCAAUAGGUGGAUCGACGAGAAACGCUACAGGAGAUCCAGGAAGCGUGCCAUAAUUGCGUUUGUGAUUGGCGUAAUCCUUAUUCUUCUUGUAGCCGUUGUAGCCAUCAUUGCAAUUGUCGUGACCCAAAACGAAAGAUAGUAAAAACUGAAUAGGUGAUAUUUAUCAUCCGUUGGUAGUUCCGAUAGUGGUACACACUCAAGAAGGAAACGCAUAUGCAGCCUUCAUUAUUGCAGCGUGUAUAUGUGCAGUGUAGAGAGUACAAGAGAUGGUAAUGCAAUGAAAAUUCGUAUUUGCUCGUAUAUGAACAUGCAGUCUGACUCAGUGUAUUUCUAACUGUUUUGAAUUUUUGUUUUUGAAAAUUUAUCAGUUUGACUACUUUGUAAUACUUUGCUAGUUAGAGGACUAACAAAAAGACAGACAAAACGUUUCUGGCCUCUAGGAAAAUUCUGCUUCAAUUGGCCUACCAUUUGGUCUUGAAGGGAUGACAUUUUUCAAAAAGACUUGCAAGAAUAUAAAAGUCAACAUAUGAAACGCUUUUAAUUUUAUAAGUUGAUUUAUCAAAGGAUGAUGUUGAUGGCCUAUUAAAAUAAAAUAAACACUAGAAACCACCCUAUUUGAUUUUCGGUACUGCCGUAUAAAUGGAUAUUUAUAACAGCAACAAUACAUUUAAUAGAUACAGCAAAACCUGUAUAUCCGAACACUUUUCAAUCCAAACCUUGACCUCCCA